Messenger RNA from Carcharodon carcharias (great white shark), 2192 nucleotides. RefSeq lists its product as uncharacterized. The record is from RefSeq and is a predicted model, not a curated record. The transcript has a single exon. NCBI's taxonomy places the organism in Eukaryota, Metazoa, Chordata, Chondrichthyes, Lamniformes, Lamnidae. The coding region runs from base 652 to 1614 and encodes 320 amino acids.
CAUCUGAGGGUGAAAUGAGAACAAAGCCUAAUAGUGUAUGAAUAUUUCCAGUUUGUUUUUCAUUUUCCGCUGUUGUGGGGCGGACUCACUGACAGUUCACACUGGCUGAAUGACGAAUACUUAAAGUAAACUCUGAGCCAGAGGAGAGAGCAGGAACACCGGGCAGUUCUGUCGAAGGGUCAUGAGGACUCGAAACGUCAACUCUUUUCUUCUCCGCCGAUGCUGCCAGACCUGCUGAGUUUUUCCAGGUAAUUCUGUUUUUGCCUCAGCACUAGGCCAGCUAUCUGCUUGUUUCAUGGAGAGGGUGUGGGGCGGAUGGAAGCGGCGCUGCCUCAUUGUUGGGAGCUGGGGUGAAGUCAGUGAGCUAUUUCAAGCCGGUUAAAGUCGUUUAAAUGGGAUGCGGCCGGGAUGUUUAACUAAUGGAGCCCAACUUACUCCAAGCGGCCGACAUGACGCAUUUACACUGGACACAACAGCUGGAGGCUGGAGCCGAAUAUUCAGAACCGGAGAACCAAAUAUAACAAACAGGUGACGUACGAACAUGGGGGAGGGUUGGGUCUGAAUCUUAUUUGCCAAUUCCGCUUCUUUGCGGCACAGAAAGCAGAUGCUGCGCUCGGUAUUUGAGCUCGAUCUGCCUGCUCUGUACAAACCAUGUUCACCGCUGGAAAAUGGCAACGGAUUAAGUCCUGGUAUCGUGGGCCUGAAGAUUUCUACCCCCUGAAACACGUCAGCCACAAGGAAUGGGGCAGAGGCUUCACCCUGCCAGACUCCGCUCUACCUUCCAUGGACAUCGAUGCUCCCAAAGAUGGCGAGCGGACUGAGUUCCCCAUCACCAAUCUCAUCCAUGUCACCGACUCCAACGGAGUCCGAGGCAUCCUCGACCAGCAGUGCUUGAAAGAAGCGAAGCUGAAGCAGAUUGGAGAAGACCUGAGGGUUCCCUUCUCCUGGUGGACCGUCCGAGUGGACCAGGAAGAAGUGGAGAGGGAGAGGGAGGUGAGGAGAAUCGCAGUGGAAACACUGCUCAAGCAAACCAUCCAAGACCCAUCAGCCCACGACGUGGGAAUGUUGCGGGACUCCCUGCUGGAGCAGUUUGUCAGCUCUCCCGCUUUCCUGGAAGUGUCCAAUUACGGGAAUUUCAAGUUCACCUACAAGAUCAACGCUCUAAUAGCUGAAUAUAAAAAAUCCGUCUGUCAAGGGAACGAUCCUGAGUUCAGAGUGUUGGGAACUUUCAGAUAUGACACUGAAAUCAUGCUCACUGUGGCUGUGCACCCUCCCGGGGUCGAGAUAUUCCAGGAAUGUCCUCUCCUCCCUUCCCCAGUGAUAUCCCAGGAAGGUGCCGAAUGGAAAUGGAAACCAGAGUCAACAGGUUCACAGAUCCGAGUGCUCAGGCAGGAUGGCGAUGGGGGCUGGAGAGUGGAUGACUGUUCCCCAGACUGUCGGCGGUGGGAAUUUGUGAGUUUUGCUUUCUACCUGCCCGAGGAGAAACCCGAGUUCCCGGUCCCUCUGGAGCUCAAACACCUCAGUGUCUGCGAAAUGGAGAAGAGUCAACGAUUUCGGCCGCCUCACACCUACAUGAGCCUGGACGAAGCGGAGAAGUUCUACGCGGGUUUGUGAUGACAGAGCCCUGUAAAAGAGUCAGUCCGCAAGGAGAAUGCAGCUUUCCUCAACCUGGAUGGAAGUCUUGGUCUGAACUUGCUGAGUCACGGGGAAUCAGCCGAGCAGGAGGUCAGGGAGGUGGAUGGAUGCUGGAGUCGGGGGUCACCUGUUCACUGAAGAGCCCUUAGAGCUACUGACUGAAGCUGAGGAUGGUCCUGGGCUGGAUGAGGAGGAAGCCAAGGUGCUGCGUGCACCAGUCUAAUUGGAACAGGAAUCUCACUGUUAGUCUAUCAAUCCUAUUGUUGCUGUUUUCUGAUGAUCUGAGAUUUGCCCUGGAUAUUAAUGUUAAAGUGCCAGAGCCUGAAAGGUAGAAAGUGUUUUUAUAUCCGUAAAAAAAAACUUUCUGUCUGUGCGGGCUCUGUCCAAUCCCCUUUCACUUUCUAGAAAUGUGACCAAAAGUAAUGUUGCAUGUCAGACAUUUAAUGAGCAAUGAGGACAACUGUGACUCUGUUAAACCCCGGGUUGAGUUGAUCGAUUAUGGGUUAAUUCAAUGUUUAUUUUUGUUUUGAGGGACUGAAAUAAAAACUUCAAACUGG